Podarcis lilfordi (Lilford's wall lizard) is the source of this 28924-nucleotide messenger RNA. The record is from the annotation of a GenBank genome assembly. Lineage: Eukaryota; Metazoa; Chordata; Lepidosauria; Squamata; Lacertidae.
AUGGAUCCUGCCAUAACAUUAGAAACCAUUAAAAAAGACCUUGCUGAAGUGAAGGCUGCUUUGGAGAAAAAAACAUUUGAAGCUGUUUCAGCUGAAGCUCAACAGCAGUCAAAUUUAUUAAAUAACGUCACGUUGGAAAUUGCCAUCACAGGAAGAGCAUGUGCUGGGAAAUCAUCUUUUGUCAAUGCCCUGCGAGGAAUGAAAGAUGAUGAAAAGGGUGCAGCUCUGACUGGGGUGACAGUAACAACAAUGGUGCCACAAGAAUAUACACACCCCGCAUUCCCCAAAGUCAAAAUUUGGGAUCUACCAGGAAUUGGAACAACUAAAUUUAGUGCAAAGGAAUACCUAAAGAAGGUUAAUUUUAGCAAGUAUGAUUUUUUCAUCAUCGUCUCCUCGGGACGCUUCACUGAGGAUGACACCAAAUUGGCUCUUGAGAUCCAGAAAAAUAAGAAGAAAUUCUACUAUGUGCGCAGCAAAGUGGAUAUCAAUAUAGAUAAUGACAGGCGGUCAAAAGGCAUCGAUGUGGAGGACACCCAUGAGAUGAUGCAGUCUGAGAAGGAAACUCUUGACGCUGUACGGAAAGAUAGCUAUGAUAAAUUGAAGGCGUUAGGUGUGUCUUCUCCAAGGGUCUUUCUAAUAUCGAGGUGGGAUUUGAGCAAGUAUGAUUUCCCCCUCCUUCAAGAGACCAUUGAAAAGGAACAGGAUGAAAUCAAGAGAGAUGUUUUAAUUAUGUCUCUACCAAUUAUGUCUUUAACAAAAGAUAGCAUUAAAAAGAAAAAGGCUGCUAUGGAGAGCCUGAUAUGGAAAAAAGCCAUUGUGAGUUGUAGUGUUGGGUUGAUUCCUCUCUCAUUUCUCGGGCUUGGUUGUGACGUUGGCAUUGUGGUUUCGACAAUGAUACAUAUCUGCAAAGAUUUUGGCUUGGAUGAAAAUUCCCUCAAUAUACUAGCAAAUCGUGUGGGGAAACCUGUUGAGGAGUUGAAAUCUGUUAUUGAACAUACCCCAAGCGCCGGUAUGAUCACAACAGAAUUUGUCAUGGAUAUCUUGAAGAGGUCAGCAAUGUGGGGAGCAAUCACAGUGGUAGAGCAGGUUCUGGAUUUCAUACCUGUGUUGGGGUCUCUCUAUGGUGGGGGCAGUUCUUUUGCUACCACAUUCUACUUGCUGAAGAAUUUCCUGGAAAACGCUGUGAAAGAUGCAGAGAAAGUUCUGGCAAAGGCUGCUGAGCCCAAGAGACGCAAGUAAACAGCCAAUACAUCUACCUGGGAAGAGACAUCCAGGUACAACAUGCAUAAUCUCAUCUUUCUACCACAGCAUCAACCUAUUGCUUUCUUCACAAGUUCAACUUCUGGUCUUGCAAGAUGGCAUCCUAGCAUGCUCCCUUUAUUACUCUUCAGCUCAGCACUCGUAGGGUUGCCAUAUUUCAAAAAGUGAAAAUCUGGAGACAAAAGUUGUUGAGCUUUUCGCUUAUGGGGGGGGGGGGCAAAGUUAUAGAGAUGGGGAGGGCAAAGUUGAUGAGCUUUUUUUGCCAAAAUCUCCCAAAAACAAAAAGGGUUUUGAGCUAUUUGUAAGGAGAUUCACCCCCAAAAAUCAACACUUCUGACAUUUCACAGACAUUUUUACCAAUUUUCAAGAAUUCUGCCUGGACACUACUUCCAACGGACGAAUCCCAGACAUAAGGCAGCCCUAUUGUAACAACGCUUAAUCAGUAGCCUGCCUGGACAAUUUUUGUCCAGGUAAGAUGUUUCUUAUAUCCUACCUGUCAGUGUUAAAACGAUGGAUGUCUCCCCCUCCGACAUGCAGCAAAUUUGCAGCAGGAAAACAUAAAGAAUGGAGAAAAGAAGAGAAGAGAAAUGGCUUCAGAGAGUCCUGUUGCUGAUACGCUUAAGUAAAUUGUGAUGCAGAAUUAAUAUCUGAAGGAUAAAUUAUCAAAGUUGAAUCUUAAAAUUACAGCCCUGGAUCAAAGAGUUACUGAUCUUAAUGAAGAGAUAUCAAAAUCAGAAUCAGUUCAAAUUAAACAAGAUGUAACACAGAUGUCUUCUUGGGUGGGAUCCUGCGAGACAUGCUUAUCCAUGCAAAAAUAUACUAUAUAGUUUUGUAGCCUUUAGUAUAUUUUAUGGUUAUUUUGUUAUUUCUGCUUUUAAAAAUGUUUUAACGUAUUCCCUUCCUCCUUUGAUUGCUAUUCUUUCCUUUUCCCUUCUUGACUUUAAUAAUCUCAAUAAAAUUAUAAAUAUUAAAAUUUUAAGAAAUGGUUUUUUUUUCUGAAUCCUCCCUACUGCAAUUAUUUCCCCAACUGUUCUAAUUUUAGUUGUAAAAAAAUCAUUUAAUCCAGGCGUGGGAAAGCUAUAAGCAACAGUCCAGAUUUAAUUGUCCAAACCUGAACCACAAGCCUGUUUUCUCUCAGCCUCCUUGGUGUAAUGAUUAAUCUUUUCUUUACUUCACCAGCUGGGUGGGUGGGUAAGGGAAGCCUGAGCCUUUGGGUAGGGUUUUUUCUCUGGAAGUAAGCAUACACAUACCCACAAAUUUCCUUGUAUUUUAGGAUGCUAUGAAACUGAGAAAGACUGGUUCAUCUUCAACAAAGAGGGAGUAGAGUAGAGUAGAGUAGAGUAGAGUAGAGGGAGUUUUGGGUGUCCUCCUGCCACAAAUAACUCCAGAUCGGUGCUUCUUAUUCUUUCUUUGUUUUUGUUUUGUUUUGUUUUUGAGGGAUAUGUGCUUUUUAUUUAAUUUUUUUUGUUUCUUGGUUUUUGAGAAAAACCCCAAUUUUGUUUGUAUAAAUACUCUAAAGCAUUUAGAAAGUGGCAAUGAACUUGAAGAUGAGCCAGAAAUCAUUCUUCAUUUUGCCCCAACAUCAACUGAAGUCAUGUUCAGUUUACCCAGCAAUUAUGGGAACUACUUUCUCAUGUAGUUCAGAUGUUUUUCAAACUAAUUCAGUGCACAUUGAACUUGUUCAUUCCAAGCACUAGCCAAUUGUUUUUGAGAUUGUUAUAGUCCAUACGUGAUUUUACCAGCUGCUGAGAUAAAAAUCCAAGUUUUUCCAGCUGUUGGAGGUGGUUCCACUGACAGCUACUAGCAGCUACACUAAGAGAUGCCUAUGCAUUGGCUAUGCAUCAAGCUGGGAGUCAGCAACACCAGCUCUUAUUUGUGGAAUGAGUUUAGCCCUCCUCAGAAUGCAACUUUUCUGUAAAACCUUACAGCAACGUCCUUGGAGGUUGAAAUGUUCCCCCACUGGCUGCCAACACAAAGAAACAGACAAAGUAAUAUAAUUUUUAUUGACAAAUAGCAAAACACAUUCAAACUCACUAGGUGUGACCAAGUAUCUGUGCAUUAAUUACUCUGUACUCUCUCUGCUUAUAUCUGUGUUUUGGGUUCCAGACAACUCUAACCAAAUAAAGCUCUGUGUCCCCAUUCAUUAUAAUGAGGAAUCAAAUAAUCCCUUUUGGCCAAAGUGGGUGAAAUUUGCAGGCAUAGGAGACCCUACAAAUUGGAUUAAGCCUACCUAAAUCCAGGGGCUCUUUGUGGAGGAAGUUAAGUGGGUUUACUUUCCUCCAUACUUAUUUGAUAUUUUCAUGGGUGGGAGGUUAUUUCUGAUCUUAAAAUAAUUAAGAGGUAUCUGAGUUUUGUGAAUUUUUGCUUAUACAUUUUUUAAAAGAGCUUUGCAGCUUCACCCUGGCCUUUCUAGUGCUAAGCCUUACAGGCCACUGAUAAACCUAAAGUGAGAGGCAGUCUGGAGCACUGCCUGCAGAGUUCUUGGUUUUGUUGUUUGUUUCCUUGUUCGUUAAAGCAGGGCAACAUAGGAAUCUAAAAAAAGGAGGGAUACCCUAUCUGGAAUAAAGGUCUCUCUUAAAAAUAUAACCCUCCAUUGGUGUGUUUUAUCCUCAGCUCUUUAGUACUCUGUUGGCAAUGUUACGAAUGGUUGUCUUGCCAAAUGCAAGUUGGUUCUUUUAAACUGAGUUUCAGAGGCAAUACAGAACACAAGUGAGUGAGAAGAUUUAAGAUUUUAUUCUAAACAGUAAGCAAUAUAUACAUUACUAAACAAGCACUUCAGUCUGCCACUUGGAAGCCCUCAACAAGUGGCAAAGCGUCUCCCCAGGUAGCCUUAGGCUUGCAUGGCCCUGCGAUCAAUCAGUCUGAGCACAAGCUUCUCAGACUCUGCCGAACACCAUCUGAUUUACAACACUGCUUUGGCUUUCUGAACAGCUGAGACCGAACUGCAAGGGACUUAUGUUUCGUGUUGAAGCUUCUGUGGCGCUGAGAAUGGAACUUCAUGGGGAGAAUUACGGCAACUGAGAAAGAGACUUGGGACAAUAUGGCAGCAGGGGCUCUAGAGCUAAGUGUAGCUAGAAAAAUUUCAGUUUAUUUAAGAACACGUUUCACUUGGGCUGUGCAUCAGAUCCAGCCCAAUCCAAUUAAUGAACUGGACUGGGCCAAUUUGUAUCAACAUAGGAUUGGGUCAGAUUAUGUUGAGGCAAUCCCAGAUCACGCCAGAUCAGGCCAGCCAACCCAUCUCACUCACUAUUCCAUAUUUAAUAACAAUUUAUAUAUUUGUAAUCACAACAACAUAGGAACCUACCCAGACCAUGAGAUCAUCUUCUGAGACCCUCCUUCGUGUGCCCCCUCCUCAAGAGGUAUGGAAUGAGGCAACACAAGAACAGGCCUUCUCUGCAGUGGCUGCCCGUCUCUGGAAUGCUCUCCCCAGAGAAGUUCGCCUGGCGCCUUCAUUAUACACCUUUAGGCACCAGGCAAAAACGUUCCUUUUCAACCAGGUCUUUGGCUGGUCUGAUUUACAUCCUAUGCCCUUUUUAAAUGUGUUUUUUGGGGGGUGGGUAUUGUUCUGUUGUUUUAUUUUUAUUUGGUAUCUUGUGGUUUUCUAUCUUGAUUUUAUUUUGUGAAAUGCCCUGAGACCCCCGAGUAUAGGGCGGUACAGUCAUACCUCAUGUUACCUUUGCUUCAGGUUGCGCGUUUUCAGGUUGCGUCCCGUGGUGACCCAGAAGUAACAGAACGGGUUUCACCACUCGUGCAUGCGCAGACACGCAAAAUGACGUUAAGCACGUGUGCAGAAGUGGCGAAUCGCGACCCUCUCGUGCGCAGACACAGGUUCCAUUCUUUUCAGGUUGCGAACGGGCCUCGGGAACGGAUCCCAUUCGCAACCAGAGGUACCACUGUAUAUAAAUUCAAUUAACAACAAGAACAGUGCCAAACACCAUCCAAAAUGACUCAGAGCAACAACAACAAUGACAACAAUUUUAUUAUUUGUACCCUGCCCAUCUGACUGGGUUGCGCCAACCAGCCUGGGCACCUUCCAACAUAUAUGAAACAGCCCCUAGGAGUUGGCAGUCAUGCAAGGGAGUCUCUCAAACGUGAAUCUCCUGGAGCGGUGAAAGAAGGCAGCUCCAAUAUACAGCCGAACAAGAGGGAAGGAAACAUGGUGUCUACUACCGUAAUGAGCUCACGGAAACAAGCUCUGGAAAUUUGGGGUUGCCAUGUUGAGGGCAAAGUUUGAUGCUCAGUUACAUUCAUAAAAGCAAGCAAUGCAAAACACUGGGAGAGAGUGAAUGUCUCUGCAGUGGCCUCUUGCAGAAUAGGAGGAGCUGCUUGUAUCCCCCCUCCGCUAGGGAGAAAAUGCUGGGGGGGGGGCACACUGGGGGGUUUCAUGGGGUUUACACUUGCCCAGCAUGCUUCAGAGCAGGCCCCUCCCCCUGUGACAGCCUCUGAUAACCACUUUAACCACAGAGUUAGGAGUCUACAUGUGUUUCCCCUCCAAAUAUCAUAUUUGAGGGGCACCCGCUCCCGAAAAUGUUGAUGGGCAUUGCCCUUGCCCUUGUGAGAAAGUAGCAGGAACACGACUGCUGCUGGGCUUGGAGAGGGAGAGGGAGCCAAGCAGCAGAGGUAACAGGACUGUGUGCUGGGGUGCCGACUGAAACAAUGGGGGAGGCAGAUAAGCCCUGCCUCACCUCAUAGAUCACAAGAUGUGGCGCACACCCCAUUUGAAUGGCAAUGCCCAUCACCUUGUGGGGAGCAGCCCCCCUCCAGUACUUCAGUAUCUCGGCCCCUGGGAGCUGGCCCCUAUAACUGUGCGCAAGUCAUUCUCGUGCUCCCCAGCUCCUCGCCCUCUUUCACCCAUCGCGGCUCAGCUCUGCACGCCAAAAUGGUGCCCAGGCACUUCUGAUUAAAGAGGCUGCUAAAUCACUUUUGAGAAUUAUACUUCUGUGAAGGGAAUAGGGGCCUCCUAACAACUCUCAGCACCUUUAACUACCUACCUAGAAUUCUUUGGGGAAAGCCAUGACUGGGGUAUCCUAGGCAUAGGGCUCCUGCUUUUACCCCACACCACCCCAUAUGCUUCAGUUUUUCUGCCCUUUGGAGCCAGUCCUGUGGGGAUCACACUGCAUCAAAACUCAGGAGAAAUGGGAUGACAUGAUACAAAGACUCCAAACAAAUUCGUUCUUUUCACUGUUGGGGAAAACUUUGUUUGCAUUCUCCUCCUCUGCUUUCAGGCUGGAGAAAUUUCUGCUUCCUUUUGCUCUCUGUCAUAACCCAGCACAGUCCAAGAAAUAAUUUACAAGGGGGAGCAACUAGGGCAAACUCAUUUAGGUUUCCUUUUCUCAGAAAUCACCUGUUUGAGCAGAGCUGUGUACUGGUCAAGUGCGGGGGAGAGGAAAACUUGGAAACAGGAUGUAAUUUCUGAUCCAAGAUAACAAAAAGCCACAACUCCCUUCCCCUUUCUAAGAUUAAGCAGGAAAAUUAGCAACAGAGCUGAGCAGUACAUGCUUGCACUGGUUUAUUAUUUUUGGAUCAUAUCUCGGAGUCCGAAAGACCCAUAGUGAUAGGGGCAUUCUGCCAUAGGGAACUUUAUUAGCGCCAGCCAUUUCUGAACUCUGUCCGCAGUACAGUGUGUCAAAAGAUUUCAAAUUAAAAUUGCCACUGCUGGCACUGAGAGCGUGGGACAAGAAAUUCCUGAUGUAGACGCUUCUCAGUUGGCUUUGCAGCUGCAGCUGCUCCCUGCCUGUCUGGUCUGCACUGAGAGGGAGUCGGAGGGUGGGGGUGGCGAAGAGCUCCAGCUCCCAAGGCUGCAGGAAGCUGGAGGACAAGCUGGGGGAAGGGAAGGCGAGUCUCUCUGCAUGAGGCUGGAGAAACCCUUGAAGGGAGCAGUGCCCGGUGCCCCCCUGCAUGAUGUCCCCUAAGGCUGAGGGUGUCAGAUAAGACACAGGCUUUGCUGUCAGUCUAGGAUCACUCUGAGGAGAGUUUGGCCUUCUUCCUGCCUGCCUGGUUUGCAAAGCCAGCUUCUCAUGCGGGCUCUAUAGCUGUUCUGCACUCUACAGAAUGUUAGAACUUUUCCAAAAAAUAAACUAUUUCUUCCUCAUGUGCAAGUUUGUAAUUUGAAGCAAUUUGAGGCCCUACCCUGCGUAGCAGAAGAAAACAAACUUAUUCCCUCUUCUGUGUCAGAUAUUUGAAGAUGGCUAUCGUAUCUCCUCUCAAUCUCCUCUUUUCCAGGCUAAACAUACCCAGCUCCUUCAACUGUUCCUCAUAAGGCUUGGUUUCCAAAGCUUUGAUUGGUUGCCCUCCUCUGUACAAGUUCCAGCUUGUCAAUAUCCUUCUUCUGAAGGAUAUGAGGAGCUUCCAGCUUCAACAUCACUGUCUGCAUCAUGUUUUCUCCUCACCCAAGCAAAUGACUUGCACACCUUCCCAGCUGGGAGCAACUUUCCAGAGCAGAUUUUAGAGGAGAUGUGGGGGAGAUGAGAGGAAAAAGAGGACAGGGACUCCUGCCCCAUUAACAUUUGUGUAGAAGGGGGAAUGUCAGCAAGUAUUUCUUUCAGCGUAGGGGGAGAUCUGCGGGAAGUGGGCAAAUUUAUUAUUUUCAGUUUCUCUCAGUUUCUCAUUUUUCCAAUAUUUAAGUUCAGCUCUUCCCAUCUCCAUAUCAGCUGGCUAUUUCCUUUUUUAAAAAAGUUCUCUUGAAAAUUCAUCAGGACUUCUAUUUAUUAUGAUUAUAAUUAUUAUUAUUAUCUUCCCCAAAAGGCAGUGUACAAAAUGCAAUGAACACAGCUGAAAAGUAGUUAAAAACAACCCAGAAAAAAAAGUUCAUAUGUUUUCAAACAAUGCUAUAUAGACACUCAUGGCAGUCACACUCAAAGCCCUGCUCUGAAUUAAAGAAGAUAUACCCAAAUAUCAGGAGUGAGUGGCAGAUUUUAUCCUGCCUGCAUGAUUGUCCUCAUUUGCACUGCUUAAUAGGGGCCAGAGAGUACACAAAGCUUUGUUACCAUCGAUGUUAGAUACCACCUUUGUUGUAAUGGGUUUUUUAAGCAAUAAAUACAUCAUGGUACAAAUGUUGCCACUGUUACAUCAACGAGUUCAUGAGCUGCAAGCAUCCACGUUACGAAGAAAGCAUGAUGGAACAACACUGUUUAUUUUGCAGCAUUUAUGUCCUGCAUAAUUGCAAUAAACCUCAAGGCAGUUGAGACAGGCGAUAGGACCCGUCCUGCUUCUUUGCAGGUUCCAAAACAUUUCGCGCCGCUCCUGAAAUUUCUUCCGUCCUUCGCAAAGACUCCAAUCUACACGGCAGUAGUAGGAGAGCCGAGCUCUGGAAAGUCAUAGGAUCGUAGAAUUGCAGAUCUGGAAGGGAACCCAAGGGUCAUCUAGAUCAACCCUCUGAAAUCAGUGCCAUGUGGAGCUUAAGUGCAGAAAACGCGGGAGCUGCUGAGACUGGCACAGAGGCAACUACGGCAGAGGUAAAGGAUUAACCAUCUCGGAUGCUUCAAGUUUCACGAGGGAGCCUUUGGGACCUUCUCAGGAAAGGUAGCUGCACCGCUGUCAAUCAGGCUGCUUGGAGCUCCCUCUAGCGGGGAAUGUGGCUCUGGCUAUGCGUUGCGAUCUCGUCCUCGCUCGUACUUUCGCUUUCUUCUUUGCUUUUUUUAGUGCGACGUUCCGGCGGGAGAGGGAAUAAAAGCGAGAGAGAGAAAGAGAGUUGGACGGAGAAAAGCCUAAGAGACCAGCAAGCAAAGCCUCCGAAGAGAGGACUGAGCCUUACUGCAAAAAAUUCGGACUGGCAUCAGGUAAGGAGGUGAGCAUUUCUCCUGGGGCUCUGAUGAUUUCCGUGUUUUUUGUUUUUUUCUGAGCGUGUCUGCGUUAAAGGAGACUCUGAGCUCAUUGCUAGGCGGGGGGCGGCAGAAUCGUUUAUUUUUACUCUUAAUGAUGUUGGAGAAGGCUGCCCUUCUUCGCCGCUGCAAAGGGAAUAAAUAACAUGCCAUCACCAGGGAGCAAGCAGAGCUGGUGCUACUCUAAGAGUUGUAAGUAACUGCUCUGAAAUCAACGCGGGUCUCCCUUUCGAGCGGUGACGCGUGUUCAUUCGACAUCCCCCUCUGCAGCUGCUACGAGGCUGUCUUCCUACUCCUCUCGCCUCCUGCCUCUUUCCCUUUUGGGGGUUUGGCAGAGUGGAGGGGGGAGCUCUUUAGAAGCAGGCAGAGCCCUAGCUAGGUGAUCUGGCGCCCCUGGCAGAACCGUCCAGAUUGCGCCCCCUAGCCACGGACAAAUUUCCGUCUCUCCUCCACCCAUUCAAUUCCUCACGCACUUCCCUUUGUAAUGAAUUCUUUCACAGAAAAGCCAGUAUUUAAUUUAUUAUUUCUUAAUAAAAGGUUUCAGCAAAGAAAAUGGCAUUUUGAUGUGAGUUGACAGGUGUGUUUUUUAAUGUACUGUAAUUCAGUUGCAAAACAAUACACAGAUAGGCCUAAAUGGAACGUACAAACCAUAUCAUACGGAUUUGUUCCACAAUGAUAACUUUCUGGUCUCAGAGCCUGAGGUGUUGGAAAUCCCAGAUCUCUCCACUGGUGCACACAGCCCUCCCUUCCAGGCUGCUCUUCACCCGCAUACCCAACACACACCUCUCGAGAGAGAGACCUCAUUCAUUAGCUCCUCCCGCUUGUUUCCUGACUCUUCCCUCACCUUGGAUGCCAGGAUCAGAAGGAAAAGGGCUCCCAUCCCAUUCUUUCCCUUAUUCCCUCCCUGAAGGGAAGAUGGUGGGGAGGGGGGAAUAGAGAAAGGACCCAACUUAGGGCCAACUUUCCAAUCUGGACCCUGCUGUGCACUCCCCCCCACCCGGACUUGUUUAUUUCGAAGGUUUUUGACUCCGUUACUCCCCCCCCCCCGCCCUUUCCUCUCCCAGCAACACCAACAAGAAAUCUCAGCAGCCCCCCAGGUGAUUUCCAGACAUGAGCGUGAGGAAAAGUCUCUCACCCCUAAAAAACUUCGGAGGGGGGAGAGAGAAGGGGAAAGAAAAUAAAGGUUUGCUGAGGGGUCAGGAGGAGAGGAAUUUGUGUCUGGUCUUUCCACAGCUUGGGGAGAAGGAGCGGGGAGGCUGUCCCCAAUCUGAGAAGAGAAACCAUUUCGUUAGAAAGCUGAUACAGUGGUACCUUGGUUUGCAACCGCUUUGGAUUACAACCACGUCAAACCUAGAAAUGUGUGUCCUUUUUUUGAAUAACAACCAUGGGGGGGGGGGAGACCCCAUUGGCAAAAGUGUGCCUUGGGUUACAACCGGACCUCUGUAAUGGAUUAUGUUUGUAAACCAAGGUAUCAUUGUAAUGUGCAGCUUGGGGGAGGGGGGGAAGUUUGUGGGGAAUUUAGACACAUAAGGGGAAUCUGGUUAUGAAUUACUUAAAUCAGUGGUUUUCAACCAAUGUGCCGUGGCACCCUGGGGUGCCUUGAAUGAAGGUCAGGGGUGCCGUGGGCAACACUGGCCUCCAUCCCUCUUCCUUCCCUCCUUCCUCCAAAGGCUUGCACAGCUGUUUGUUGCUGCAUCCCUGGCUACAAGCUCCCCAAGUGAAAGGUGCCUCUGGGGCUGGCCAGGGGGUGCCAGUUUCCAGGAGCUGAAAGGGGCCUCAGAGUAAACAGGCAAGUGGGCGAGGGAGCCCAGCCAGCCAGACCACCAGCCCUUGCUGUUGGGAAUGGACAGACAAGUCCCAGGCCCCUGUGGGGCAGUGUGAGGAGGCACCUCUCUUGAAGGCAGGGGGGUGGCAGCUCAGAGAGGACAGGCAGCAGCAGUGGCUGCUAGAAGACUCCCAAGGAGAGGGGAGAGGAGGCUGAGGGAAGACUUCACAAGGGGGGGCCUGUUUGAAAAAGGGUGAGAGGCUGCCAACUCUGCAGGCAAGGGGUGACAUAACUGGGCUCCUGAGCCCCACAGGGGAGCUGCAGAAAGAAGGUACUUGGUCAAAGGAGCUGUGGACUCAAAAAGGUUGAAAAACUCUGACUUAAAUGACAAGCAGGGGCAGAAUUUACAUACAGUGUCUAAAGGUAGGAAGCGCUCUUAAAACAUACUUAAAUAAAACUGCCCCAACCCCUUCUUCUUUUUGACCAGACCCCCCUCUUCUGCACCUUCAGACUGAUAACUCUUCGUUGCAUCUUUCUAAAAACAUGUAAGGUUUAAUCACCAGUGUAAUGGGAACAGCCUCCCUCCCCAACCUAAAAAAAAUAUAUAAUUAAAAAUCAGGAAGUGCAGUUUCUUAAAAUGCUGAGAGUCCCCUUCCUCAUGUUCCUCUCUAUAUUCAGGACUCUUGGACUCUGCUCCUGUGUCCAGGGCUGGCUAAAUGCAGAGGAGUGGGGGGAGGCAGGAGUUGGGGAACCCCCAAGGGAUCCCCCAGGGGAAGAAGUCUCAGAACCAUGGGAUUGGAGUGGGAUGGAGAUGAGUGGUCAGAGGGAGAAGAGAGAGCAGACGGAGGAGGAGGAGAUGUCGGAAGCUGAAGAGGCAACAGGGUUUAGUGAGCAGGAAGAGUCUGUGGCAGAGAGCGGUCCAGAAUCAGAGGAAGAACUGGAGGGGGGUCAAGAGGCAUAGUAGAGACAGGGAAUCUCCCCCUUGUGGUGUAGCCAGCUUCCGUCCCCCCUGGUCUCCCAGAACAUGAAGAGGAAUGAAGAGGGCAGAGCAAUGAGAGACAAGAUGAAAGAACCUCAGGUUGCUGGGGAAGAAGGAGCCUCGGAGAACGGGGACGGUGGGGGCCUACACUCCUCACAACUGCGUCAUUAGGGCAAGAGAUUCUGGGAAGAGUUGCUUUGUUCACCCGGCCUGUGCUUUUUGGUUUCCUUCCGUAAAGAGUUAACUUCACUGACAAUGGGUGUUUUGUUGUUCGCCAACUCCAGCUCCUGACGUCCCAUGACCUUUGGGCACUUUAUCCUUGCGCUCACUUCUGAAUUAUGGAAUGUGAUGGGAUUCAUACCUUCUACCUGUAAAGCUUUGUUGCUUGGCAAAUGAUAAUAAUAUUGCAGACGCUGGAAAUUUUACGGAGGGCAUGCCACUAAUGAAUGCUUCUAGUUAGGCCGGUCGCUUAACAUUUUCCUGCUUCCUUUCUCUGCAGCGCACCGAGAUCCACAAUGGUGGAAGACUUUGAGCUAGCCAUUUCUCAGGGCCAAUUGGCAGACUCUAUGUCACACGUGCUGGCAAAACCACUGCACUUUUUCAACAGCAUUCCGCUCCACAUUGCCGUAGUAGGAGAGCCCGGCUCCGGGAAGUCCUCCUUCAUCAAUGCCAUGCUGGGUCUUCGUGCCGAUGACCCGCGAGCCGCUGCGACUGGCAUACAGAUGACGACUGUGCAAGUCAAGGAUUACACACACCCGACACUUCCGCAAGUGAUCCUUUGGGACCAUCCCGGAAGGGGAAUGGCAACUUUUGGAGAGGACAAAUUUGAGAAGAAGGUCGAUUUGAAUCACUUUGAUUUCUUCGUCAUCGUCGGCUCCCAGCGCUUCCGCUCCACCCAUUCUGACCUGGUCCGUGAAAUCCAAGAUAUGGGCAAGAGCUUCUACUUUGUGCGCACCAAAGCAGACCUGGAUCUGUUAGCCGCCAGGAGGAAACAGCCAUCUGACUACAAUGAGAAGAAGGUCCUCUUGCACAUCCAGGAGGACUGCAAAGAGUGCUUGUCAAGAGAAGGAGUGAGGGACCCACAAGUCUUCAUCGUCUCCAACUGGGAAGCCGACUGCUUUGACUUCCCCCUCCUGCAGGAAACGCUGAAGAACGAUCUCUUGCGGCUGAAGAGGCAAGCCUUUCUGCGCCGCUUCCCUAGCAUCUGCCUGCCUAUCUUAGAGAAAAAGAAAACCACUGUGAAGGAGAAGAUUUGGACCAAAAGGCUUUGUUUGCUGGUUGCUCUUGGAAGCCCAGUUCCCUUCCUUCUCUCCAUAUUUCUGUUUAGUAAGUUCCGCUCCUGGUGCUUCCUAGACUUUGGCCUGGAUGAUCAAUCCCUUGCAGCUCUGGCCCAGCGUGUUGGAAAGACAAGCACAGCCCUUAAAGCAGCAAUGCAGUCCCUGGGAAUGUUCUCUGCCAUUUUAUGGGUGCUGCCCGACUUGGUGGGACUCUCAGUGAUGGCUUAUGAAUAUCACCACUGGGAGCAUUUCCCCAUCUUUGGCUGCCUUCUGUCUGGAGGGAUUUCGCUUCUUCGCACCUACUUCAUGCUGCAGAAAUGCAUAUCGGGUGCUGCUGAUGACACCAAGAGGGUUUUGUCCAAAGCUCUUGAGGGAGAGGGGAAAAAGUCCAUUUAGCAGCAAACAGAUGGACUAUGAUGACUAACUGCCUGAUAUAUAGUGUCUGGCGAAUUAUACAUGUUUUCAUUUGUGUGUUCUAUAAAACAAGCUCCCAGAAGACAUGGCGAGCACAAAGUCUGGGAAAAUCAAAAGACUUGUGUGUGUCCCAAGCUUUAAUAUCGAACCCAGAUGAUUCAAAGUCUGCACUAAGAAAAGAUCAAUUCUCCCACCCGUAUCAUGAAUGAUAAUAGAGCAAAUUGGCAUGAGUUAUUCUGGAUUUGCUAAUCAUAAGGAGGCAGUGUGUUUUUUUAAAAAAGUCAACCACCACCACCAAAAGACAUUAAAAAAUAAUAAUCUGAUGAUCAGGUUGUUUAUUUUAAAAAUUCCAUAAACAUUAAGCUUCUCAUAAAAAACCCCUAAGUGAAAUAAUCUGAAUGCAAGCAUAAUAACCCUACCGUUACUUUCUUAAAUUAGUAUCUCUAUCCAAUGUAUGUGAUGGGACGCGGGUGGUGCUGUUGUCUAAACCACAGAGCCUAGGGCUUGACGAUCACAAGGUCGGCAGUUCGAAUCCCUGCAACAGGGUGAGCUCCCGUUGUUCGGUCCCUGCUCCUGCCAACCUAGCAGUUCGAAAGCAUGUCAAAGUGCAAGUAGAUAAAUAGGUACCGCUCCGGCAAGAAGGUAAACAGCGUUUCCGUGCGCUGCUCUGGGUCGCCAGAAGCGGCUUAGUCAUGCUGGCCGCAUGACCCUGAAAAACUGUCUGUGGACAAAUGUUGGCUCCCUCGGCCAGUAAUGCGAGAUGAGCAGCGCAACCCCAGAGUCGUCUGCGACUGGACUUAAUGCUCAGGGGUCCCUUAACUUUACCCAAUGUAUAAGAAUUAAGACCAAUACCAAAAGGAGACUUUGGGACAAAUGGACUUUUUACUAUAUUUCUAAUUCUUUCAGUCCCCAAAUGAUUUUUUCUGUAUCUGAUGGCAGACUAAAAAACAACAACCCACUAGUGUCCUAUGUGAAUCUGCUUGCAAGGAUGGUAUCAAGCUGUAAUUUAUGCAGGCUGCAGAAUUCACCUUUCUUCUCUCUCUCUCUCUCUCUCUCUAUAUAUAUAUGCUGCAUUUGCUUUUUACUUUAGGAACAAGAGUUAGCUCUAUAUCACAAGCCCCAUGCAACAUCUAUUUCACAAUGUUCUUUCCCUCAUACACACUCAAACUGAAGGAGGGCAUUCACCUAGACAGGAGCCUCCCCAAUGUAUUUGUUAAAUAGGAAGUUGAGGUAAUUUUAAUCUGUUUUAGUAUUUUAACUCUUGCAUAUCUUAAAGCACGGCUGUAAUUUCCCCCCUGAUUUUAUUGUUUUAUCUUUUUGCAAACCAUUCUGAGGUUUUAUUAGAAUCAAGCGGUGUAUAAGCUUUCAUGAAAUAAACUAAUUGGUUAAAAUAUUUUCCUUGCCGCUGCCAGGACGUUUGUGUUAUAAUCAAUGCUGCUUUCACAGGGUCAGCUUUGGGAGCUGGAGCUCUUUCCACACAUACACCCCGAUUCCCUCUCCUUGCAGACGGGCAGGCAGGUAGCAGCUGCAUCUGCAAAGCCAACUGAGAAGUGUCUGCAGGGGGGAUUUCUUGCCCCACACUCUGAGUGCCAGCAGUGGCUAUUUUAAUCUGAAAUCUUUUGGCACACUGUACUGCGUUAAGAGUUCAGACACCCAAUCAGGACCCAGCACAGUCCAAGAAAGGAUUUCCAAGAAGGAGGAGGACCUACAGCGACCCCAUUAACUUUCGUUUUCUCAGAAAUCACCUGUUUGAGCAGAGCUGUGUGCUGGGCAGGGGAGGGGGAGAGGGCAACUUGUAAACAGGAUCUAAUUUCUGCUCCAAUGUAAUAAAAAUCCAAAGCUACUUUCCCUUUCAAGGUUAUGCAGGGUAUACAGUUGCAAAUCAUCAACAGCAGAGCAUUUAGUUAGAAAUAUGUGCCUGUACCUGUUUAUUAGGCUUUUGUCGGAGAUAAGCUCAAAGUACCUUGGUGAUUUUAAACUGCAUAGGGGUUUUCAGUCUCUGUUCGGGGUCUCCCUUCAGAAGUAUGUACAGUGGUACCUUGGGUUAAGUACUUAAUUCGUUCCGAAGGUCCAUUCUUAACCUGAAGCUGUUCUUAACCUGAAGCACCAAUUAAGCUAAUGGGGCCUCCUGCAGCUGCCACGCGAUUUCUGUCCUCAUCCUGAAGCAAAGUUCUUAACCUGAAGCACUAUUUCUGGGUUAGCGGAGUCUGUAACCUGAAGGGUAUGUAACCUGAGGUACCACUGUAUGUCAUUCCAAGAUCAAUACCGGUGAUACACGGUCAUCACUGCUGAUCUUCAGUGCACAGCUACAACAAGGCACAGCCUAUCUGUGAGUUCAUGGACCUUGACAGUGAAAUCUGACUGGUCUGAGCAUGUGAACCAAUAUGACAUGCCUUAUGAUGCUUUUCCAUUCUCAGAAUUUUCUGCAAUGCAAAUGGGUCUCGUGAUCAGUGAUGUGCAGGAGGCCCUCAGUAGACAAGUUAGUGUUGAAAGGGUCCCCUAAGCAGAACAAAGUACCUCUGCACAUGCUAAUAAAAUCCUUUCACUGCCAACCCCCCCCCCCAUCUUUUUAAUGCAAAUAACAGGAGAGGUCUAUGCAGAGAGCGGGUUGGAAGAAAGAACUUGAUGCACUUCAGACAUGAGGCAGAACCUUGUUGUCAUUGCAUUCUUAUAUUAAUAAGUCUGUGCCCAGUGCGCAUCUGAUGUACGGCAGAUGCAUGUCUGGUUGUGCAACCAUGGACGUCACAUGCCCUGAUCAGCCGAAUUCUCCUCAUAGCGCUGCUCUGCUCCCCCAGCUUGCCAUUGACACCCCAGCCUAAGGAUUUUAUCCAAUAUACUCAUGCUCAGAGCACACCAGCUGAAAUGAAUGAACCUGAUUAAUUGGAAGGUUUUUUUAAAAAAGAGGAAAUUUCUACGGUACUUUGCAAAUAUUCUACACUGCAGUAGUAGGAAGGCUGGGCUCUGAGCCCUCUUUCAUCAAUGCCACGCUGCUUAAGUGCAGACAACUCAGGUGCUUCUGAGACUGGCACAGAGGCAACAACAGCAGAGGUGAAGUAUUACUUCCAUGGGAUGCUUCCACAGGUGAUCCUUUGGGACUUCCCAGAAAAGGCAGCAUCCCUGCUGUCAAACGGGCUGCUCGGCCAAGAAUGCGGCUUCGGCUAUUUGUUGCGAUCUUAUUUCAUCCUCGCUGGCUACCUUCGCUUUCUUUUUUGCUUUUAGUAGUGUGAGGGUCAGGAGGGAGAGAGGGUAUAAAAGGGAGACAGAGGGAGAGAACAGGACAGAGAAAAGCACGAGAAACCUCGAAGCAAAACCUCCGAGAAGAGGACUGAGCUUGGCUACAAAAAAUCGGUUCGGCAGCAGGAAAGGAGCUGAACUUUCCUUUUCUUUUGGAGCUUGUUUGCGUUAAAGGAGACUCUAAGCUCCUUGUUUGGUGGGUGACAGAUACAAUUGUUGUUGUCGUCAUCUACCUUUUACCUAUUUAUUGUUAUUUUUACAUUUUUAUUAUUAUAGUAACCAUUACAUUAUAGCUAUUGUGAUAUCAUAUAUCAUAUCAUAUUAUAAACAACAAUAAUAUUAUUAACAAUGAUGUUGGAGAAGGCUGCCCUUCUUCCCCGCAGCAAAGGGAAUAAAUAACAUGCCAUCACCAGGGAGCAAGUAGAGCUCGUGCUACUAGUCCCCUCCCCCCGACAAGUUUAAUAAAAGACGUCUAUUAGCAUUGCAAUGCAGUUCACCCUAUGGUCACCAGGUUUUUUCCCCAAUGAACCCCGGGACACUUGUUUUGUUUGCUUUUUUCUUUGAAGCUGAGUAGCAACAGGGAGUCAGUAGUGAGGAUGGUGAGGCAAAAGACCCUGGGCCCAACCACACAUGCAUAUUGUACUGGGAACAUCUGGCAACCCUACCCCACCCUCUUUGUCAGAACGGAGAACGGGGUGCAGAACAGAGGAAUACAGCAACUUCUAUUCUCCAUGCCCUGAGUGCUGAAGAGGCAGAGACCAUCUGGGCUGCCCCUUAGUGGAGAAGCAAAGCAUAAGAGUUUUAAGUAACUGCCCUGAAGCCAAUGCCACCCUUUCGCGUGUUAAUUCAAUAUAUCCCUCUGCAGACCCCCCACCCCAGUCCCUACAAGAAAGCAGCAGGAACAUGGCUGCGUUCCAGCACUUGCUGGUGUGUAAAAAUGCUAUCCGUGCACCACUUCUGAUUAGAAAAACUGCAUGGCAAGGGUUUGAGGCAGGGCAGGGCCCUUUAAGAAUAUUUCUGGGCUCUUUCUGCAUCACUUAUUUCUACCCUUUGACUCCUUUUUUUAUCUCCCCCUUGGUGAUAUUUCUAAAAAUGUUCUUCAUUUUAAGGUCACUUUUGUGAAAGUGGCAGGACAAGACUUGGCCAGAAUAUACUAGGGAUACGCACAGUGCAUUGGCUUAUUUUUUUUUAUUAAGCGUUUUAUCCAAAGUUUUAGCAAAAAAAAAAAAGAGGAAUCCUUAGUGUGUGUGUGUGUGUGUAAAUGCUUCCUUUAGUCAAAUCUCUAGAGCAGGCAUGGCCAAACUCGGCCCUCCAGCUGUUUUGGGUCUACAACUCCCAUCAUCCCAGGCUAACAGGACUAGUGGUCAGGGAUGAUGGGAGUUGUAGUCCCAAAACAGCUGGAGGCCAAGUUGUCCAUGCCUGCUCUAGAGGAAUGAACAAUUUGAGUUCAAAAAGAUCCACAUCUCACAUAAACAUGUUUUAAGGGUUAUGUGUGAAUGCAUGCACAUAUAGAUUUCUGAGAGAUUGACAAUAGGUACAAUUCUUCACUUCAUUGAGAUACUACCGACUGCUGCUCAAACAACCCACUGGUCUUAGAGAUAUGUCCUAUGUAAAUUGAUUUCCCCCAUAAAACAUAGGUUGUAAAUAUGUCCAUAAAAGUGUGUUGAAGGCUAUCAUUUAACUAUUAUAAUUUUCCUCUCUUUCUCAGAUAAACUGAGCCACAAGGAAUCACUGCCAUGGAUCCUGCUGUAACACAAAUAACAGAAAACACUGUUGUAACAACAGAAACCUAAAAUAGACCUUGAUCAAGUGAAGGCUGCUGUCGAGAAAAACCAUUUGAAGCUGUUUCAGCUGAAGCUCAACAGCAGUCAAAUUUAUUAAAUAACAUCACAUUGGCAAUUGCCAUCACAGGAAGAUCUGGUGCCGGGAAAUCAUCUUUUGUCAAUGCCCUGCGAGGAAUGAAAGAUCUUGGAGAGGGUGCAGCUAAGACGGGGGUGACAGAAACAACAAUGGUGCCACAAGAAUAUUCACACCCCACAUUCCCCAAAGUCAAAAUUUGGGAUCUACCAGGAAUUGGAACAAAUAAUUUUAGUGCAAAGGAAUACCUAACAAAGGUCAAUUUCACCGAUUAUGAUUUUUUCAUCAUUGUCUCCUCAGGACGCUUCACUGAGGAUGACACCAACUUGGCUCUUGAGAUCCAGUAAAAAUAAGAAGAAAUUCUACUAUGUGCGCAGCAAAGUGGAUAUCGAUAUAGAUAACUGACAGGCGGUCAAAAGGCAUCGAUGUGGAGGAUACCCAUGAGAUGAUGCAGUCUGAAAAGGAAGCUCUUGACGUUAUACGGAAAGAUAGCUAUGAGAAAUUGAAGGAGUUAGGUGAGUCUUCUCCAAGGGUCUUUCUAAUAUCGAGGUGGGAUUUGGCAGGUAUGAUUUCCCCCUGCUUCAAGAGACCUUUGAAAAGGAACAGGAUGAAAUCAAGAGAGAUGUUUUAAUUAUGUGUCUUCCGAUUUUAACAAAAGAUAGCAUUAGAAAGAAAAAGGCUGCUAUGGAGAGCCUGAUAUGCAAAAAUGCCAUGGUGAGUUGUACUGUUGGGUUGAUUCCUGUCCCAUUCCUCUCGCUUGGUUAUGACAUUGCCAUUGUGGCUGUGACAAUGAGGGAUAUCUGCAAAGUUUUUGGCUUGGAUGAAGAUUCCCUCAAUAUACUAGCAAAUCGUGUGGGGAAACCUGUUGAGGAGUUGAAAUCUGUUAUUGAACAUACCCCAAGCACCGGUAUGAUCACAACAGAAUUUGUCAUGGAUAUCUUGAAGAGGUCAGCAAUGUGGGGAGCAAUCACAGUGGUAGAGCUCUAGAUGAACAAAGGAGGAACACACAGGCUGAAAGGGACCUCAGGGCUGGCAAGGGGCCUGGGGUUCAUCCUGCAAAAUUCAAUGGGGACACAGAACGUUAUGCUGCCCUUAAACGGAGAUCCAAUUACAUUUUGGAUGUGAGAUCAGCCAAAUUUAGCUCGGACAAACAGCGGAUAUCUUAUCUGAUAAGCUGGCUGGAAGGACCAUCUAAGGACUGGGCCAUCACUUUAAUGGAGGGCCAGCACAGCACGCUGGGAAAGCUGUGGGAAUUCUGGGGACAGAUGGAUGCAAUGUUCAAGAGCCCCAUGGAGCAUGCAGCGGAUGAGCAAGAACUGUUGAAUCUGCGACUGGAGGGAGCGGGGAGCUCUGUGGCCUCUUACUGGACUGCUUUCAAUGCCUUAUUGCAAAGGGUUGGCUGGGGACAGAACACCGGACCGCUGGCAGCCAUGUAUGGAGCAGAAUUGAACCCAUCGAUCCUGGAUGAGAUGGCGAAGAUGCAACCCAUGCAGUUGCUGGACGAGUUAGUCAGAGCCUCCCUACAGCUGGGGUGACGUCAGGAGCAACGGACGUUAGAAAAGAGGGGGGCUGGGGGGCCUGCGCUAGUAAGGAGUCACACUCCAAGUCUUUCUGUGCCAGGGAUGGGCGACCCAUCCAGCCAGGGGCAAGCAGUUGAACCAAUGCAGAUUGGCUCGGUAGAAAGAGGGAAGACUAGGAUGGCAUGGAAAGAAGGGAGUCAAUGGCGUUGGGAAACACACAGUAGCUUAGCAGCACCACGGUCUAACCAACUGAGCUACCCAGGCUCAUCAGGCAGCACCAACCCAGAACCAAGAGAACCUCCAGCAUCUUCUGCCCUGCCUUGAACACUUGCCAUGCCAUUUUUCUAAUCAGAUAUGGCUCACAGAUACCAUUUGUACAUGCCAAAAAGUGUUCCUGCUGCUUUCUUGUAGUGGUAAUAUCCAUCAACUGGGGGGGGGGGGCUCUGCAGAGGGAAAUAUUGAAUGAACCCUCGACAGGGAGACCAGCCGCAUUGGCUUCAGGGCAGUUUCUUAAAACUCUUAAUGUAGCACCAGCUCUGCUCAAUGGUGAUGGCAUGUUAUUUAGUCCCUUUGCCACGGGGGAAAAUGGCAGUCUUCUAGAACAUCAUUGUUAAUAAUAAUAUUGUUUAUAAUAUGAUAUGAUCAGUGCUUUUUUCUGGGGGGGAUGCAGGGGUACGCAUACCCCUAAACAUUUUGUUGUUACCACCUUCGAUGGCAGCUUUAUUUCCUUUCCCAGAAGGGAAUCAGGAAGAUGUUAGUGCACACAACCUCAUGCCAAUGUGGAAGUUUCUGUGAGCUGUGUAAUAUGAGGUAAUGCAUGUUCUUUACACUGACCAUUUACUGUAUUUAUCUUCCCUGAUUUGAACUAUAAAAUGGUGGUUUUGAAUGGUCAAAUGAGAGUACCCUAAACAUUUUUAAGAAAAAAAGCACUGGAUGUAAUAUGAUAUGAAAGUAUAAUAUAAUAUCACGACAGCUAUAAUAUAAUUAAUAUAAUAACAAUAAAAGGUAAAAGGUAAACAACAACAACAAUCAUUCUGCCACCCCCACCAAGCCCGGACAUCAGAGUCUCCUUUAAUGCAAGAAGCUCAGAAAGAAGCGGAAAUCAUUCUAGACCCAGGAGAAAAGUUCAACUCCUUUCCUGCUGCUGGACCAAUAUUUUGCUGCCAAGCUCAGUCGUCUUCUCAGACGUUUUGCUUCGAGGUUUCUCGCACUUUUCUCCGUCCUGCUCUCUCUCUGUAUCUCCCUUUUACACCCUCUCUCCCUCCUGACCCUCACACUACUAAAAGCAAAAAAGAAAGUGAAGGUAACCAGCGAGGACGAGAUAAGAUCGCAACAAAUAGCCGAAGCCGCAUUCCUGGCCAGAGGGAGCUCCAAGCAGCCCGUUUGCCAGCGGGGAUGCUGCCUUUUCUGGGAAGUCCCAAAGGAUCACCUGUGGAAGCAUCCCAUGGAAGUAAUCCUUCACCUCUGCUGUUGUUGCCUCUGUGCUCUGUUGCCUCAGCACCUGAGUUGUCUGCACUUAAGCAGCGUGGCGUUGAUGAAAGAGGACUACGCAGAACCUGGCCUUCCUACUACUGCAGUGUAGAAUAUUUGCAAAGUAUCGUAGAAAUUUUCGUUUAUUUUUUUAACCUUCCAGUUAAUAAGGUGCAUUCAUUUCAACUGGUGUGCUCUGAGCAUGAGUAAUGUUGGAUAAAAUCCAUAGGCUGGGGUGUAAAUGGCAAGCUGGGGGUGCAGAAUAGUGCUAUGAGGAAAAUUUGACUGAUAAGGGCAUGUGAUGCCCAUGGUUGCAUAACCAGACCUGCAUCUGAGGUACAUCAGAUGUGGUAGCAGUAGUAGUAGUAAUGAUGAUGAUUUAUUAUUUAUACCCCGCCCAUCUGGGCAGCUUCCAAUAAAAUAUUUAAAAUACCAUAAAACAUCAAACAUUAAAAACUUCCCUAAACAGGGCUGCGUCCAGAUAUCUUCUAAAAGUCAGAUAGUUGUUUAUUUCCUUGACAUCUGACCACUACCAAGAAGGCUCUCUGCCUGGUUCCCUAUAACCCCCUUUCUCACAGGGAGGGAACCACCAGAAGGCCCUCGGAGCUGGACCUCAGUGUCUGGGCUGAACGAUGAGGGUGGAAACUCUCCUUCAGGUACUAGGCCAAGACCCUUUAGGGCUUUCAAGGUCAGCACCAAAACUUUGAAUUGUGCUCGAAAAUGUACCAGGAGCCAAUGUAGGUCUUUCAGGACUAGUGUUAUGUGGUCUCAGCAGCCACUCCCAGUCACCAGUCUAGCUGCCUCAUUUUGGAUUAGUUCUAGUUUCUGGGUCACCUUCAAAGGUAGCCCCAAUUAGAGCACAUUGCAGUAGUCCAAGUGGGAGAUAACUAGAGCAUGCACCACUCUGGCAAUACAGUCCACGGGCAGGCAGCCUGCGUACCAGGUGGAGCUGGGAGACAGUGUAAGAAUGCAAUGACAACAAGGUUCUGCCUCCUAUCUGAAGUGUGUCAGGUUCUUUCUUCCAACCCUGUCUCUGCAUAGACCUCACUUGUUAUUUGCAACAAAAUAGAUGGGGGGUUGUGACAGUGCAUUGCAUUAGCAUGUGCUUCUGUUCUGCUUAAAGGAGCCCUUUCACCACUAACAGGUCUGCUGAGGGCCUUCUGUACAUCCUUUGUCACAUGACCCAUUUGCCUUGCAGAAAAUUCUGAGAAUGGAAAAGCAUCAUAAGCAUGUUAUAUUGGUUCACAUGGAGUGCUGCUCAGACCUGUCAGGUUUCACUGUCAAGGUCCAUAGGCUGGGAAUGUGCAUAAACUCACAGAAAGACCGUGCUUGUUGUAGCUGUGCACUGAAGAUCAGCAGUGAUGACCGUGUAUCACCAGUUUUGAUCUAGGAAUUACAUAAAUACUUCUGAUGGGAGCAGGGGCAUAGGAAGGGGUGGGGCGGUGGGGGUGGUUCACCCCGGGUGCCCUCACUGAGGGGGGUGACAUUCGGCACGCUGUCCACCCGGAACUCCCAAGCCUCCCACGAGCCGUCGGAGUAAGAGGGGGAGCUGUGCUGCUUUGCUGACAGCAUUCCCCUCCCCUUUCAUUCUGACAGCUUGGGAGUUGGGGCAGGCGGCGUGCCAAAUGUCCGCCAUGGGCAGCUCACUCCACCUCCGGCUGCAGGGCGCGCAUGCCACUCUGGGCACCCAAGCAGCUAUCCCGUGCCUGGGAGGUGCCCCACGCCCAUGCCCCUUCAGGGUGCACCCACACUGGGCAGCGUGGAUAUAUGCUCCACUGCUGGAUGGGAGACCCCGAACAGAGACUGAAAACCCCUAUGCAGUUUUAAAUCACCAAGGACCAUUGAGCUUAUCUCCGACAAAAGCCUAAUUAACUGGUGCAGGCAUGUAUUUGUUACUAAAUGCUCUGCUGGUGACGAUUUGCAACUGUAUACCCUGCAUAACCUUGAAAGGGGAAAGUAGCUUUGGGUUUUUAAUAUCUUGGAGCAGAAAUUAGAUCCUGUUUACAAGUUGUCCUCUCCCCCUCCCCUGCCCAACACACAGCUCUGCUCAAACAGGUGAUUUCUGAGAAAACGAAAGUUAAUGGUGUUGCUGUAGGUCCUCCUCCUUCUUGUAAAUAAUUUCUUGGACUGUGCUGGGUCCUGAUUGGGUGUCUGAACUCUUAACGCAGUACAGUGUGCCAAAAGAUUUCAGAUCAUAAUUAGCCACUGCUGGCACUCAGAGCGUGGGGCAAGAAAUUCCCGCUGCAGACACUUCUCAGUUGGCUUUGCAGAUGCAGCUGCUACCUGCCUGCCCGGUCUGCAAGUAGACUGUGUCGGGAGAUGUGUGUGGAAAGAGCUCCAGCUCCCAAGGCUGCAGGAAGGUGGAGGACAAGCUGAGGGAAAGGAAGGCGAGUCUCUCUGCGUGAGGCUGUAGAAACCCUUGAAGGGAUAAUGCCGGGGGACCCUGCAUUAUGUCCCCCUAAGGCUGAGGGUGUCAGAUAAGACACAGGCUUUGCUGUCAGCCUAGGAUCACUCUGAGGAACGUUUGGUGUUCUUCCUGCCUGCCUGGUUUGCAAAGCCAGCUUGUCAUGCGGGCUCUAUAGCCGCUCUGCACCCUGCAGAAUGUUAGAACUUUUCCAAAAAAGUUGGCUAUUUCCUUUUUUAAAAAGUUCUCAGCAAAAUUCAUCAGGACUUCUAUUUAUUAUGAUUAUAAUUGUUAUUAUUAUCAUCCUCAAAAGGCAGUGUACAAAAUGCAAUGAACACAGCUGAAAAGCAUUUAAAACAACACAGGAAAAAAGUAAAUAUGUUUCCAAACAAUGCUAAAUAGACACUCAUGGCAGCAACCUAUUCAUCCACCUGGGAAAACUUGUCGGAAUGAAAACAUCUUCAGUUGUUUCCAGAAAUUGCCGGUAGCAGGUUCCUGUUGUAUCUCUGCAGGAAUGCUAUUCCACAGAACAGGGGAAGUCACACUCAAAGCCUUGCUCUGAAUUACAGAAGAUCUUCCCAAAUAUCAGGAGUGAGUGGCAGAUUUUAUCCUGCCUGCAUGAUUGUUCUCACUGGCCCUGGUUAAUAGGGGUUAGAAAGUAUGAUGGGCACUGACUCAUUCUAUACAUAAAGCUUUGUUGGAAGAGGUUUUUAAAGCAAUAAAUACAUCAUGGUACAAAUGUUGCUACUGUUGCAUCAACGAGAUCAUGAGCUGCAAGCAUCCACGCUAUGAAGGAAGGAUUGUGCAACAACACUGUUUAUUUCGCAGCAUUUAUGUCCUGCUUAAUUGCAAUAAAACCUCAAGGCAGUUGAGACAGGCGAUAGGACCCGUCCUGCUUCUUUGCAGGUUCCAAAACAUUUCGCGCCGCUCCUGAAAUUUCUACCGUCCUUUGCAAAGACUCCAAUCUACACGGCAGUAGUAGGAGAGCCGAGCUCUGGAAAGUCAUAGGAUCGUAGAAUUGCAGAUCUGAAAGGGAACCCAAGGGUCAUCUAGAUCAACCCCCUGAAAUCAGUGCAUGUGGGGCUUAAGUGCAGAAACCGCGGGAGCUGCUGAGACGGGCACAGAGGCAACUACGGCAGAGGUAAAGGAUUAACCAUCUCGGAUGCUUCAAGUUUCACGAGUGAGCCUUUGGGACCUUCCCUUUUAAAGGCAGCUGCACUGCUGUCAAUCAGGCUGCUUGGAGCUCCCUCUAGCGGGGAAUGCGGCUCUUGCUAUCCUCGUCCUCGCUCGUACUUUCGCUUUCUUCUUUGCUUUUUUUUAGCGCGACGACCGGGAGGGAGCAGGAAUAAAAGCGAGAGCGAGAGAAGAGAGUUGGACGGAGGAAAGGCUAAGAGAACAGCAAGCAAAGCCUCCGAAGAGGGAACUGAGCUUUACUGCAAAAAAUUCGGACUGGCAGCAGGUAAGGAGGUGAGCAGUUCUUCUGGGCUCUGAUGAUUCUCGUGUUUUGUGUUUUUUUCUGAGUGUGUCUGCGUUAAAGGAGACUCUGAGCUCAUUGCUAGGCGGGAGGGGCAGGCAGAAUCGUUUAAUUUUACUCUUGAUGAUGUUGGAGAAGGCUACCCUUCUUCCCCGCUGCAAAGGGAAUAAAUAACAUGUCAAAAUCCAGGAAGCAGCAAGCAGAGCUGGUGCUACUCUAAGAGUUGUAAGUAACUGCUCUCAAAUCAACGCGGGUCUCCCUUUCGAGCGGUGACGCGUGUUCAUUCGACAUCCCCUCUGCAGCUGCUACGAGGCUGCCCUCCUGCUCCUCUCGCCUCCUGCCUCUUUCCCUUUUUGGGGUUUGGCAGACUGGGCGGGGGGAGUUCUUUGGAAGCAGACAGAGCCUUAGCUAGGUGAUCUGGCGCCCCUGGCAGACCCGUCCAGAUUGCGCCCCCUAGCCACGGAAAAAGUAGCUCUUUUUUCCGUAUCUCCUCCAUCCCCCCUCCACCCAUUCAAUUCCUCACGCACAGAAAAUCCAAUAUUUUAUAUUUAAUUUAUUAUGUCUUAAUAAAAGGUUCCAGCAAAGAAAAUGACAUUUUGAUGUGAGUUGGCAGGUGUGUUUUUUAAUGUAAUUCAGUUGUAAAACAAUACACAGAUAGGCCUAAAUGGAACGUACAAACCAUAUCAUACUGAUUUUUCCCACAAUGAUAACUUUCUGGUCUCAGAGCCGGAGGUGUUGGAGAUCCUAUACACUCUCUCUCUCUCUCUCUCUCUCUCUCUCUCUCACACACACACACACACACACACACGCACACAAAGCCCACAGCCCACCUCCCGCCCCCACCAGCGAUCUCAGAUCUCUCCACUGGCGCACACAGCCCUCCCUUCCAGGCUGCUCUUCGCCCGCAUACCCAACACACACCUGGAGCAGGGAGGGAGGGAGGGGGAGAGAGAGAGACCUCAUUCAUUAACCCCUCCCCUCGUGUCCGGGCUCUUCCCUCACCUUGGAUGCCAGGAUCAGAAGGAAAAGAGCUCCCAUCCCAUUCUCUCCCUCGCUCCCUCCCUGAAGGGAAGAUGGUGGGGUGGGGGGAAAGAGAGAAAGGACCCAACUUCCGGUCAACUUUCCAGUCUGGACCCUGAUCUGCACCCCCCCCCCCGCCCUUUCCUCUCCCAGCAACACCAACAAGAAAUCUCAGCAGCCGCCCAGGUAAUUUCCAGUCAGGAGCGUGAGGAAAAGUCUCUCACUCAUAAAAAACUUCGGAGGAGGGGAGAGAGAAGGGGAAAGAAAAUAAAGGUUUGCUGAGGGAUCAAGAGGCGAGGAAUUUGUGUCUGGUCCUUCCACAGGUUGGGGAGAAGGAGGGGGGAGGCUGUCCCCAAUCUGAGAAGAGAAACCAUUUCGCUGGAAAGCUGAUACAGUGGUACCUUGGUUUGCAACCGCUUUGGAUUACAACCAUUUUGGGUUACAACCAUGUCAAACCCGGAAGUGCCUGUCCCUUUUUUUGGAUCAAAACCAAUUUUUGGGGGGGGGGAGGCCCCAUUGGCAAAAGCGCGCCAUGGGUUAAAACCUGUUUUGGUUUACAACCGGACCUCCGGAACGGAUUAUGUUUUUAAACCAAGGUACCACUGUAAUGUGCAGCUUGGGGGAGGGGGGAAGUGGGUGGAGAAUUUAGACACAUAAGGUGUAUCUGAUUAUUAAUUACUUAAAUCAGUGGUUUUCAACCAGGGUGGUGUGGCACCCUGGGGUGCCUUGAAUGGUGGUCAGGGGUGCCGUAGGCAACACUGGCCUCUGUUCCUCUUUCAUUCCCUCCCUCCUCUGAUGCCCUCUGGUGUCUCUGCCUCCCAAAGGCUUGAAGAGCUGUUUGUUGCUGCAUCCCUGGCUACAAGCUCCCCAGGCGAAUGGUGCCUCUGGGGCUGGCCAGGGGGUGCUGGUUUCCAGGAGCUGAAGCGGGGCCUCAGGGUAAGCAAGCAAGUGGGCGAGGGAGCCCAGCCAGCCAGACCACCAGCCCUUGCUGUUGGGAAUGGACAGACAAGUCCCAGGCCCCCAUGGGGCAGUGUGGGGAGGCACCUCUAUUGAGGGCAGGAAGCGCAACUCAGAGAGCAGGGGCUGCAUCAGCAGCUGCCCAGAGGACUCCCAAGGAGAGGGGAGAGGAGGCUGAGGGAAGACUUAACAAGGAGGGGGUUGUUUGAAAAAAGAUGAGAGGCUGCAAGCUCUGCAGGCAAGGGGUGACAUAACUGGGCUUCUGAGCCCCACAGGGGAGCGGCAGAAAGAAGGUACUUGGUCAAAGGAGCUGGGGACCCAAAAAGGUUGAAAACACCUGACUUAAAUGACAAGCAGGGGCAGAAUUUACAUGCAGUGUGUAAAGGUAGGAUGCGCUCUUAAAACAUUCUUAAAUAAAACUGCCCCAACCCCUUCUUCUUUUUGACCAGAUCUUCUUCUUCUGCACCUUCAGACCGAUAACUCUUUGUUGCAUCUUUCUAAAAAACAUGUAAGGUUUAAUCAUCAAUGUAAUGGGCACAGCAUCCCUCCCCAACCUAAAAAAAAAUCAAAAAUUAGGAAGUGCAGUUUCUUAAAAUGCUGAGAGUCCCCUUCCUCAUGUCCCUCUCUGUAUUCAGGGCUCUUGGGCUCUGCUCCUGUGUCAUGGAAGCAGAGGAGUGGUGGGAGGCACCAGUUGGGGAACCCCCAGGGGAAGAAUCUCAGAGCCAAGGGAUUGGGGGUGGGAUGGAGAUGGAGAUGAGUGGUCAGAGGGAGAAGAGAGAGCAGACUGGGAGGAGGAGAAGAUGUCAGAAGCUGAAGAGGCAACAGGGUUUAGUGAGCAGGAAGAGUCUGUGGCAGAAAGUGGUCCAAAAUCAGAGGCAGAACUGGAGGGGGGUCAAGAGGCAGAGUAGAGACAGAGAAUCUCCCCCUUGUGGUGUAACCAGUUUCCCUCCCCCCCCCCCCCCGGUCUCCCAGAACAUGAAGAGGAAUGAAGAGGGCAGAGCAAUGAGAGACAAGAUGAAAGAAAUUCAGGUUGCUGGGGAAGAAGGAGCCUUAGAGAGCGGGGAUGUGGGGACCUACAGUCCUCGCAACAGCUUCAUUGGGGCAAGAGAUACUGGGAAGAGUUGCUGUGUUCAUUUGGCCUGCGCUGUUUGGUUUUCUUUGAGUAAAGAGUUAACUUCACAGACAACGGGUGUUUUAUUGCUCACCAACUCCAGCUCCUGACGUCCCAUGACCUUUGGGCACUUUAUCCUUGCACUCACUUCUGAAUUAUGGGAUGUGAUGGGAUUCAUACCAUCUACCUGUAAAGCUUUGUUGCUUGGCAAAUGACAAUAAUAUUGGCGACGCUGGAAAUUUUACGGAGGGCAUGCCACUCUUGUUAAAUGAAUGAAUGCUUCUAGUUAGGCCAGUCGCUUAACAUUUUCCUGCUUCCUUUCUCUGCAGCGCACCGAGAUCCACAAUGGUGGAAGACUUUGA